AUGUUUGCCCGACAGCUUUCACGGUCUUUGGACCCUAAGCAUGAUUAUGAGCCUCAAGCUUGUUAUAGUUCAUUCUGCAAGCAUUGGCAACAGGCUCAUGACAUUAUCAUAAAAUCUAAGCCCCAAAAUUUACAUGAUGAUGUAUUGGGUGUUGUUAACCAUUUGGAACAGUUGACCACCUUACUUGUGCUAGAGGCAAGAGCAAAAGAGCUUAGCACAAAGCCUACCCAGCAACCCUGUUUUGAAUUUUUACUGAGCGAAAAUGUCUUGGACAAAUUGUAUGAGUGGGCUAUAAGUACGGGAAAAUACGAGAAUGCGCUAAGAUUAGAACAAUUGAGGUUAUUCGGACACCUCAUAAACUUUUACAACUCACAAGUCAUCGCCGCUGAACCGUUCCUGAGGCCGCUUCUGAAGUUGCUUAGCGGUUUCCGCGAUCAAUUGCCACCACCGAAUCUCGAAAGUCAGUUAGUAGCAGUCCUCAAUCAACUAUGUAUAACACUAAUGCAGAACAUGAAAUUUGUGGAUUUGUUCUUUUUAACCACUCACACGCAAAAUGGAUCGGUUCCAGAGUUCGUAAUAGGUCAACUGCUGUUAUCGUCCGUGCACCGCGAGGGUUCUUGCGGGUCUGUGGCCCGGGACGCCUUCCUUCUUUGUGCAAAGAUGUCUGCGAUCUCUGAACAGCUGGCUGAAUGUUUGCUUGCUGGGAACGCAUGUCCUAUACUGGCCACAGGCUUAAGUGGGUUGUAUUCCCUUCUCCCUCGCACAUUAGGCGAAGGUAUCCAACGUCUCACUCCUGAUGACGUCAACAAAGUACACAAGCUCACCCUGUUUAUUGAUUCACUAGAAUUUUGUAAUGCUGUCGCGCAGGUGGCGCACCCAACGAUAAGGUCGCAGUUGCUAGAUUUACUUCUCCAAGGUUUCCUAGUACCAGUUAUGGGCCCGGCGCUUUUACAGACGAAAGGGGAAACGUUGCAGAGUGGCGCGGGCGAACAAGCGGCCGCUACGGCGUACUUCGAGCUUCUGAUCCGAUGUAUCACUCCGGGAGGUGUAAUGAGGGUAGUCCUACAAUUUCUUUUCACGUUCGAAUACGACGGCGUGAAGGUGAUCGAUGUUCUGCUGGCCAGACUCGAAGGUAGCUCACAGCUGUCACUCGUAACUCUAUCCCUAAUGGAAACUCUCAUUGAUCUCAACUGCGAAGACGUCAUGAUAGAGCUGGUCUUCAAAUAUCUGCUUAACGGUCACCACGUGGUCACACAGAAGCACAAACUGUCAGACCCCGAAUUGUACAGGCUGGCGUCUAAUGCGUUUUUGGACUUGACCCCAAAGUGCUGUCAGAGGCCAUUGGAGAGUACCAAGAAGUGGGUACAAGAUAUGGCGACGACGGGAAGGAAAGUUUUGGACAUAAACCUCGAAAGCAAUAACAGGGUGAACGGAGUACAAGGAGAUAUAGCUUUGAGCGAUCUAGUCCAAGAGAUCAAUUUUGAUUAUGGGAACCCGAACGACACCCUAAUAGGCAACUAUCACGCGUAUCUAUGCAACAGUCGCUUCGAGAUUGUCACGCGAGCCAUUGCGUGCGCGCAGUGGAGCUCGAAAUACCACAAAGUAACCAAACGGGAACCGAACAACAAUGCGAAAGAUAAGGAUUUAGAUCAUACGAUAGAUAGUCUAGUGUCCAUAUGCACUAGCGGUUACGAGACACUGAAGACAUCAGAAAAGAGCGACAGUUCGGAAAAGGAGCAUAGUCUUAACUCUCUGACGGAGGAGAAAGAUGAAAAGGAGCAUGACAGUUUAAAUUCCUUCGGGGAGAGCAGCGGUUACGAUAGCUUCUUGAAUAAAGAAGAUCCUGAUGAGGGCUUCGCUGAAGAUUCCUUUAGGAAGAGUUUUGAAAAGGAGUUGGAGGAUAUCAUAGACCGUUGUGAUGCGCCGGUUCGAAGUUGGCGGGUCAACGCUGAUACUCUUAUUGGUCCACUUUUGAGCAGUCUAUUACGAAAAGUGGGUACUCUCCUAGAAACGGAUAUAACAACAAACUUCCGCGUAACUAGCGCCAUCUGCAAGCUAUGUUCCUUUCCUUCGCCGCUGUUGACUGCUGUUCUCUUGUGUCCUAAUCUGACACCAAAUAUACCUUCAUUAUACCAGAUACUAAAUAAACUAAGGGAAGAAAUAGAUGCUGCUGUGAUGGGGUUUGACAAAAUAAAUGAGCUGGUGGACAGGGCUCGGGUCUUUCUCAUUCAGAGGGAACUGUCUUUGGUACGGCGGGCGCUUACAAGCAACGAUAGAAGAGCGCAGAAGCAAAAUUCGCAAAAUGCAGACAACUCCUUUCGUAGGACUGAGCCGAAACGAAGAAGUUUAUCAACCAGUCUCAGCAACAUGUUCGCUAGGAAGACGCCACAGUCACCGCAGCAGCAGCAAUAUCACAGUCCCACCCCAACGCAGCUACCGCCGUUUACCCAAGAGCCAUAUUGGAAUAAAUCGGCGAUUCACCGCUGCGUACUAAAUGCUGUGAUCCUCGACGAAUGGCUCAAGGAAUUAUCGGCCUUAUGUCAAGAGCAAGCGCUGCGCCUGUCCGCCGAUUCGUACGAACACGAGAGCUACGUCAGGAUAUUGGCCUUAUGA
Messenger RNA from Leptosia nina, 2613 nucleotides. The record is from the annotation of a GenBank genome assembly. NCBI's taxonomy places the organism in Eukaryota, Metazoa, Arthropoda, Insecta, Lepidoptera, Pieridae.